GUACAGUCUUUCCUGCUCUACAAGAAAAUGAAUUUGGAAAGGCCAUUGCCAUCUAACAUUACAUUUAAUCAUGUAUUUGGGUCAUUAUCCAAGAUAUUAGGCGAAGUGAACCAUGGGUUUUGUUGUAUCAGAAGAUGGAGUAAAACUUAAUUCCAUUUUGAUUAAUUUCUGUUGUAAAUUAGGCCAGAGAACUUUCUCUGAGAGAUUAUCAAGAGAGGGUAUGAUCGUGAUACAAUCCCUUUCAAUACACUGAUCAGAAGGUUGUCUGUCAAGGAUGAGAUUGAAUCUGCCUUCAAAGUGUUUGAUAAAAUGACUCAUACAGGUAGUCAACCUGGUGCCUUCACUGGUAACAUUCUUAUACACUUUCUUUGGGGAAUUGGUCAAGUGGUCUUUCUCUUCAGACAAAAAACAAGAUGGUGAAAUGGAGCUGCAGACCUGGUGCUGUUUCGUAUCAUACGAUUAUUUGAUGCACUUUGUAAAGGAGGUUUAGUUGAUCAAGCUUUGGUUCUCUUCUCUGAAAUGCUUACAGAUUUGAAUUUUGUACCAGAUGUAGUUGCUCACAAUUCUUUGAUUAAAGGAGUUUUCAAUUCAGGUAAGUGAGGACAAGAGACUCCUUGAAAGAUGGCUAAUCGAGGAAUCUCCGUCGAUAUAACGACUUAUUAGCGGUGAUUUGCAGUCAUAUUCUGGUACGGUCUUGAAUUUACUCUAUCCGACUCAAGUUGCAUCAGUUUUGGCGCCAAUAUGACAUUGCUUGAAGAAUUGCCGUAUCAGAUGAGGUCUAUUCACGUAGGGGUAGUCGUGAUUCCAACGUUUAUCCAUCAAAUCAUUCCACUGAUAAGAUGGUCAAUGGAAGAAGGAAGAAGAUAUUUUGAUAAAAUGAUGGAUCGAUGGAUUUUACCUGAUACACCAACCUUUAGUAUGUCCCCGUUGUAAAGAAGGGAUGAUGCAGAAUGCUUGGGGGUUAUUCAAACUGAUGGACAAGAUAAACAUAAAGCCAACCAGAUUAAAUUUACAAACACCAAGUUCACAUCAGAAACAAAUUAGAAAUUUACAUCAGCCGCCUUAGCUAGUAAAUGGAACUGAACAUGUUAAACAAAGUUCUGGUUGUGCUCAAGCUAAGGAUGCAGAUGCGCUUUACUCUGUUGUUAUUGCUGCAGCUGUGACGAGGUUUGCAAUAGUUUGGAAGAGGUGGCAGUGAGAAAGUUUUCAGUCACCAACUUAAGUGAUGAGGUACUGUCAAAGAUGCACAGCUUUGUUUGGUCUCCUCUGAUGCUGCUUCAGCUAAGGUAUCAGUUUCGUUGGAGGUUUCUCCAUGGACAGCUGAAUUGCCCUUGGACAAGCUUUGGCUAAGGCUUUAAACUUUUGCAAGUGUGUCUAUGUUUGUCCCAGUGUGCAUUAGUCUUCGAAAGUUGGUGAGGAUUCUAUUCAGGUCACUUUCCCAUACAAACUGCAUUGUUUAUCCAAUACUGAAGUCAAGAUCCCUUAUAGAUAGCGAUUUUGAGCUAAUUUCUGGAGUGAAUGAAGAGUUCGAGAGACUCUCCAACAUAUUAUCAACGAUUCAUGAUGUUCUCAAAGAUGCGGAGGUUAAGCAACUUCACCAGGAGACUAUCCAUAAUUGGCUAAGAAAACUCAAGGAUGUUGCUUAUGAUAUUGAAGACUUCUUUGAUGAAUGCGCGACUGACGCUGCUGUAAGACGCUCAACAGAAAUACUGAAACCUAGUAGCAGAUGCAACAACGUUAAGGUAUUCAUUACUGGUUCUGUUCCUAAAUUUCUUGGUUGCAAACCAAGUUCAUCGUCCUGCCGUACAAUUGCAAAAAGAAUUGAAAAAUUUAUAAAAAAACUGAAUGAGAUUGCCGAACUAAGGAAGAAUUAUCCUCUGGAGUCCCGUGUGAAUGCAGUUGUUUUUCAGUCUGAUAUGAAACAGUCUAGAAAAACUUCCUCGAACUUAAGUGCACUGCAGGUUUAUGGAAGGGUCCAGGAUAAAAAAAAAAUAGUGAAUCUGCUAAAAAGUGCUAGUGUUCAGGAAGAAGAUAUUUUUGUCUGUCCCAUCGUAGGUAUAGGCGGUCUUGGGAAGACAACUCUUGCUCAGAUGAUUUACCAGGACGAAAUGAUUGUAAAGCUGUAUAAAAUCAGACUCUGGAUUUCUGUUUCUGAAAAUUUUCAUCAAGAAUCACUUUGUAAGGCUAUCUUAGAAUCAUGUGGAGAUGAGUCUGCACGUAACCUUGACAGCUUGGAUGUUCUUGAAUCUCGGCUCCGUAAAUUAUUGAAUGGUAAGAGGUUUCUGAUCAUAUUAGAUGAUGUAUGGAAUGAGGAUCAAGGAAAAUGGGAGAUUUUUAUGUCUUCAGUGAGAUGUGGAGCGAAAGGUAGUUCGAUUGUUAUAACAACUCGAAGUGCAAAAGUAGCACCAAUAAUGUCUACUACCAUCACACCAUAUCAUCCAGAAAUGUUAUCAGAAGAGCAUUGUUGGUCUUUGUUCAAGCAGCGUGCGUCUUUUUCAGCUGAGGAUGAAACAACCUAUCCAAAGCUGAAAGAAAUUGGCCGGGGGAUCGUAAAGAGAUGUGGAGGUAUACCUUUGGCUGCAAUAGCACUUGGAGGUUUACUCCAAGGCGAAAAAAAUGAAAAACAGUGGUUGUUUGUGGAAAGUAGUGAACUUUGGGAACUUGAAGAUAACAGAUUUAACGCCAUUUUACCUGCUUUGCAAUUAAGUUACAACCAUUUACCCUUGAAUUCAAAGCAAUGCUUCGCUUUCUGCUCGGUCUUUCCGAAAAACCACAAGUUAGUAAAAGAAGAAUUAAUUUACCUCUGGAUGGCAAAUGGUUUUCUUCAAAUUAAAGCGGGCCGCAAAUUGGAGCCAGAAGAAGUAGGUGAUAAGAUUUUCGAAGAUUUAUCGUUGAGAUCCUUCUUUCAAGACUUUGAAACAGAUGAAGAAGGCAAUAUCAUAAGGUGUAAAAUGCAUGAUUUGGUACACGAUCUCGCUUGUUCAGCUAUGAGGGAUGAAUGUUUGGUCUUGCAGGGUGAUGGAGGUAAGGAAAGUACUCUGGGGAUAGCAAACAGUAAUGGUACUACAGGUACUACACAUAUGUCAGUGGUUGACAGUUCAUUCGGGUCUCUGCUUCCAGAAAAUUCACCACGCUUGCGUACACUUAUCCAGUUGCAGCAACAUACUCCGAUUAUCUCAAUUUCUUCUCUUGAAGUCAUUUUCUCAAAUCUAAAACGUCUACGUGCAUUAGACAUGAGAUGUACGGAUUUAAGCAUAAUCCCGAACUCUGUCAAUAAGCUGAAACAUCUGAGGUACCUCAACCUUUCUUCUACCAGUAUUGCCAUGUUACCAAAUGAAAACUUCUGUAGCCUAAUUAACCUGCAGACCUUGAAGUUAUCUGAUUGUCAUGAUCUCAUAUGUUUACCACAAGAAACGAGGAAGCUAACGAAUCUUCGACACCUAGAUAUUAAGGGGUGUUACAAAUUAACUCAAAUGCCAAAAGAUAUAGGGAAAUUGAUUUUUCUCCAAAUGUUAAGUUUAUUCAUCGUCGGGGAAGAUACCGGUUGUGGUAUCACAGAAUUGAAAGAACUUGACCACCUUAAAGGAGAGCUAGUGAUUAAAGGAUUGGAGCAUGUAAAAGAUUCAGCUGAUGCGGGAAAUUCAAGUUUAGUGAAAAAACAGUAUUUGGAAUCACUUAAAUUGUACUGGUCCUCGUCAAGAACAGGAACAGAAGAAGAAGAAGAAGAAGUAGGAGAAGGUCUCCAGCCUCACUCAAAUAUAAAAAAGUUGCAUAUAGAAGGAUACAGGGGUACCAAAUUUCCACAAUGGAUUGGGAGCGGGGUUUCUCUGCGGCUACCGAACUUGGUAAAAAUCUCUCUUAACAAUUGUCAUUGUGAACAUCUUCCACCACUUGGUGAACUACCACACCUUAAGUUUCUUGAAAUAUGCUAUAUGGGCUCAGUAGUGCAUUGGAUCAGCAAUGAUUUUUAUCAUCAUCCUCUCAGUGAUCAACUCGUCUCUUUUUUUCCAUCGCUCGAAGUACUUGACAUUCAUCACAUGUAUAAUUUGGAGAAAUUUUCAUCACCAUUGCCAUCAUCACUAUCAUCUUUGAGAUUAUCUUCAAGUCGACUAAAUAAGGAACCAAGAGGAUCUCAAGGACAAGUAUUAGCAUUUCCAAAUCUUAAGAAACUAAACAUAGUUUACUGCCCCAAGAUGAUAGAAUCUAUCUCAUUACCAUCUUCUCUCAAAGAAUUAGAUAUACGGAACAGUCAUGAAAUGGUAGUCUUGAAAUGCUUUGAGAAGCUUCCUUCUUGUCUUUCGCAUCUGAAAAUCAUUGGAAUUCCCAAUUUGGUGUCUUUUACGAUGGUUACAGAAGAAGAUAAAGGGAAGUUAGGGAGUCUUACUCAUCUGAAGAUAAAGAAUUGCCCCAAGCUUAAGACUCUGCCUAAUGAAUUUUUUGAAAUUUUCAGUUCACUGACACAUAUUAAGAUUAUAAAGUGUUCCGAGUUGAUCAAAUUACCUGAAGGAAUGCAGAAUCUCCACUCCCUCAAAUUAUUGUGGAUACAAGAUUGUAGUGGUCUCAAGUCUUUGAACAGCGGUCUGCAGCAUCUAACAACCCUUGAGGAAUUGAGGAUUUCUGAUUGUCCAGAACUGGAAUUCUUGUCAGAAGAUUUUCAAAAUCUCAUUUCUCUACAAAAUCUAGAAAUUGAGGGAUUACCUCAGAUAACAGAUUUGCCUCCAAUAGCUAUAUGUGGAAGUGGGGGAUCAUCACUACAGCCAAUCAGCACAGAGUUGCCAACACUUACAAGAAUGACCAUCAGUAAUUGUUCUGGCCUAACGAGAUUGCCUGAGUGGUUAUCCUACCGCACAUCGCUUGAGGAAUUGGAGAUUUUGGAUUGCAUGAACUGCAAACUCUUACCAGAUGGCUUGCAAAGACACACAUCUCUCACUUUGUUGACGAUUCAGAACUGCCAUCCAGAUCUAUAUAAAAGAUGUGACAGGGAUAAGGGAGACUACUGGCAUAAGAUUGCGCAUAUUAAGCAUCUCUCGAUAGAAAAAUGAAGAAGAGUAGUUCAUCAGGGAGACAACUGGGAAUCAUUCAACCAUGGCGUAGUAAGGCAGGACAAUAACCAGGUAAAUCUAGUGACAUUCGAGUUGAUAUGUGUACAUAUGAGCAUUGCCACAAAACUUAGAACUACCAAAAAAUUAUUGCUUUUUCCAAUUGCAUGACGGCA
Molecule: messenger RNA, 5215 nt
Organism: Papaver somniferum (opium poppy)
Lineage: Eukaryota; Viridiplantae; Streptophyta; Magnoliopsida; Ranunculales; Papaveraceae
Product: putative disease resistance protein RGA1
Exons: 4
Coding region: 1377-5042 (1221 amino acids)
Biological process (GO): defense response to other organism
Molecular function (GO): ADP binding
Source: RefSeq, a predicted model, not a curated record